Hydra vulgaris (swiftwater hydra) is the source of this 1958-nucleotide messenger RNA. RefSeq lists its product as uncharacterized. Gene Ontology annotation, biological process: cell differentiation; regulation of transcription by RNA polymerase II. Gene Ontology annotation, cellular component: nucleus. The record is from RefSeq and is a predicted model, not a curated record. Gene Ontology annotation, molecular function: sequence-specific DNA binding; DNA-binding transcription factor activity, RNA polymerase II-specific. NCBI's taxonomy places the organism in Eukaryota, Metazoa, Cnidaria, Hydrozoa, Anthoathecata, Hydridae.
UCAUACUGUAAGUGAUUAUAGUAUCUAUCAGUUAAUCUUUUUGUGUGCAGUUUUGAAUUGUAGCUAUAAGAGUUAAGUAAGAUAAAAUGGUCUUACCGUCUCUUCAACCUACUAUGCCUUUGCCCCUUAAUUCAUGUAUGAAUUCUUUUCCAGUUACAUCGUCAUUAUUUUCAAAAAAUAAUUCAAUAAAUAAAAUAAAAGAAGAAGAACUAAAAACAAAAGUUCCUCCCUUUCAUUAUUAUUACGAUCAACUUAAUCAAGACUUAGCUGCUAGAAGUAGUAAAAGAUUUAUAAACGAAGAAAAUAAACUUCAAAAAAAAUUUAUACCCGAUUGCACUAUACAUUCAACGCUUUCUUAUUCCAAGUAUUCGGCUACAGACGGAACAUCAAUGCAUCCUUUUGAAGCAGAGUUUUAUAAAAAGAUUCAUAACGAUUCUCAUAAUAAUAUGACACCAACAAUACCAAUACCACCCACACCAGAAUAUUUAGCUUAUUCUCGUGAAAACUUCAAUAGAGCUCAAACUUCUCCUCGCGACUACGCUGUUCGUUUGGCGCAAUUCCAAUUAUCCCCUCUUUUUAUGAAACACAAGCAAUCAUCAAGUGAUACUAUGAGCUUUAGAAUAGAGAAUUUAUUGCAAUCUAAUUAUUUAAAUACUACGUCAAAGUAUUAUGUUGCUUCAACAGAAGAUUAUCAACAAAAGCCACAAAGAUUAUUUUCAACUCUACAUGACUCUAAGUUUGUUGAAGAUUUAUCAACUAAUAACGUCUUUCACUAUUUAAAGACUCCGACAUUAACACAUGAUAAACACGGUCGUUUUCCUGAAAUUCGUAAUGCGUAUGAACAAUCACGGAGAAUCACAAUUCAGCAAAAAGAUCUUGAAAGAAAACUAGAGCAACUAUCAACGAUUAAAUCUUCUCUAAACAGCAUUAAGAAUAACUGUGUAUCAUCAGAAUGCAGUGAUCGAGACGUUGACAGAACAAAACAAAGUACUCUAUGUAUAGUUAAUGACAAUGGACAAAAUAUAAGAUUAGAGCGUAAUUUAUUUAAAAAGAGUACAACCAGAAAAAAUUUAGAAGUACAAUGUUCAAAAAUUGACAGCACUCAUACUAAUGACGAACUUAAAUACGGGGUUGAAGGAUUACUAGGUUUAACCAUGGCUUCAAAUGAACGUUUAAAUCAUGUGUUAACUAAGGAAAGAAAACGGACAAAAAAUAAUAAUUGCUUACAUCUUUGGCAGUUUCUUCAACGUAUGUUAAACGAGGAAGAGAAUAAUGCAAAUAGAUCAAUUGAAUGGACAAAUCGAGAUAUUGGCGAGUUUAGACUUAUAAAGACAGCUGUAAUUGCUGACUUAUGGGGUCAAUCAAAAAACAGAAAUUGCAUGACUUAUGAAAAAAUGGCCAGAGCUAUGCGUUAUUACUACAAAAUGAAGAUUCUAGAAAAAGUACCUCAUAAACGACUUCAUUUCCGAUUUGGCGAAAAUAUGUUACCAAAAGUUUCUUCGGUGAGUUCAAAGGUUUCAUCGGAAAAUCUAAAAGUAAUAGAUUCUAAAAAAAGUUGUUAUACUCAAAUGAUUUACAAAGAUUUUCUUCAAAACAAACCAUUAAAUCCUAAUAAUAAUUUUGAUGAAAUUAAACUCAAAUUACCAAGUGUUACAGAUAAUAUGUUGAGAAAAGCUGUAAUUUGCCCAAUAGACAAGCUAGAGAAAUUUGCAGAGAUAGGUUGUAGUUAUAAACAAUUAGAAAAAUCAACUGGCAUAACUUUUCAAAAUACAAAUAUCGCUAAUCCAUACAACAACAAAUUUGAAAACAGGCAAUCACCAUCAAAAAAUACUCGCGACAGUGUUCAGUUAACCUCGAGAAAAUUUAUUAUUAGUGACGAAGCAACAGAUGAGCAUAUCGAUGUCGAAAACUCUGAUGAAGAAACAAGUGAAUUCAUUUGUUAAAAUUGAUUUUAUAUA